AUGACGUCUGAUCAAGAAGUAUUUUCUCUCUACGACAGCUCACCGGAUUCUCUCCUGGAUAUUUGUAUGGAUUGCAUAGUGGCCAAUCUGAACACAAUUACGACAUUGGAUCCCACCAGUCGCUGGCGUAAACUUAAAGAUGAUAUUAUAUUCCCAGCCGAGUUAUGCGAAAAAUUCAUCCAGACUUAUCAAAAGAAAAACCGAGUAAACGAUAAUAUUGCAAACUUAUUUCGCGAUCUUUCACGAACAAGGCUAGACCGCGUGAAAUUACGAAAUUCACGUAUCACAGAUGAGGGUCUACGCUGCUUCAUGGUCCAUAAACCGUACAGUGUGGAGUUAGUGCAAUGUGAGUACUUGUCACAGGCAUCACUGGAUAUAAUCAAUCUAAACAGUGACCGUUUGGUGUCUCUUAAAUUUGGUCCACUAAUAUAUGUCUCUCCUCAAGAAGAAGGAAACCUACGUCAAAGAGGACAUAUUAUUGAUGCGCCUAACUUAAGAAGGCUAACAAUACAAUGUCGCGGGCUGACUAUAUUUCCGUUACUUCUGUUGAAGCCACUAAAGAACUUGACACAUCUAGAUCUAUCUGAAUUUACAUCAACUGUGUCUACAUGUGCAUUGCAUGAGCUGAAAAACUUACAAUCACUUAUUUUGCACAAUGUUCCCUGGUCAAAGGAAAUUAUAGAUUGGAUUACAACACUCCAGUCACUGAGACACUUGGAUUUAUCACAUUCAAAUGAGAGACAUGGAAAGUAUUAUAAUCCAAAUGAAGUAUUGUCUACAAUAGUGACUAGUUUGCCACAUCUUCAAUCAUUGGACAUAUCGGGCACUAAUUUAGCUGGGUCUGGAGCAGCAUCAGUUUUGAUUGUUGUAGAGGGUUCAUCUGGUCAAAUACCAGAUGUUCAUGUACGCUGUGAUAUACCAGGGCUUGUGACUAGGGUUAACAACCCUCUAGAGUUCCUAGGCUUGUAUGGAACUCAUCAUGGAGCUUGCAAAAGACAUGAUAUACCUGCUAAAGUGAUCUCUGGUGAUGCUAAUGAGGAGCAGAUUUUGACUGCUGCCAUGGCUUACAUGGAACGCCCAGCAAUGCUUACUCGUGUGCUUAAUGAUCUUUACUACCUAUUUCGCUAUGAAAACAAUGCAUAUGUCGGUCGUGCGCUUAAUGUCGUGUUGGAUGCAAUGGAUCAACAUGUUUCAGAGAAACAUAUUCAAAUAUCAGGAAGUGCUACCCUCUUCUAUAUUGUCAAAGGAAGGGAGAAGGCACGCAUUGGCAUUAAAUUAAAGCGUCGUAUAAUAACCGCGUUGCUCGAUGGUAUGGAAGCACAUCUAGGAGAUGACACCAUGAUGAGGAAUGGUUGCCUCACACUUUGUCAGUUCAAGAUACCAGUUGAUGUGCUGUUCGAAUACGAGCGAGUGGUCCAGAUCCUGCUAAAUGGUGUUGCUGAUGUCAAUCAAGAAGGUUUUGUGCAGCGUAUCGCCAUCUAUUUGCUGAAUUCGCUAGCUUGCCAGGUCGAUGGGAAACAGAAACGUUUCUUGGGCAACCACGGCGCUAUUGGGCGUAUCGCCAUCUAUUUGCUGAAUUCGCUAGCCUGCCAGGUCGAUGGGAAACAGAAACGUUUCUUGGGCAACCACGGCGCUAUUGGGAAAAUGCUGAAUCUGAUCUCGGAACGCCUCGAACGCCGCUUAUGCGAUGACGUGCUCGAGGUGGCCUGGUCGACGAUGUGGAACGUGACCGAUGAGACACCGCAGAACUGCCAGCGAUUCCUCGAAAACCGCGGCAUGGAGUACUUUCUUGCUUGUCUGAAGAGUUUCCCAGAUAAAGAAGAACUACUCCGCAAUAUGAUGGGUCUAUUGGGCAACGUUGCUGAAGUAGCUGAAUUGAGGCCACAACUGAUGAACACGUUGUUCCUUAACGUCUUCUAUGAUCUUCUUGACUCUUCUUGCGACGGUAUAGAGGUGAGCUACAACGCGGCCGGUGUCCUCGCUCAUAUGGCGUCCGACGGUCCCCAAGCUUGGACAGUUGAAGAGCCUGACCGCGAUGAAGUUCUGGAGCGCGUCGCCGCAGCAGUCCAACGCUGGGACUUGCUUGCUGAAAGGAACAUCAAUUACCGCUCUUUCGAACCGAUCCUCAGCUUGUUGAACGCCCACCAUACCCCGCAAUGCCAGCACUGGGCGGUCUGGGCACUUGCUAACCUCACCACUGUUUAUCCUGAAAAAUACUGCGGCUUGGUCCAACAAGAGGGCGGGCUGACACUUCUCAACGAUCUCGUUAAGCAUCCAGAACCUUAUGAAGUUAUAAAGGAAUUGGCGUACAUUGUCAUCAGUAACUGUUCGAAGUUCGCCCUCCCUUAUAGCGAGUACACUUCUCAAAUGUUUAAUUGCGACAAUUAA
Parnassius apollo (apollo) is the source of this 2388-nucleotide messenger RNA. NCBI's taxonomy places the organism in Eukaryota, Metazoa, Arthropoda, Insecta, Lepidoptera, Papilionidae. The record is from the annotation of a GenBank genome assembly.